GCAUAUCGAAGGUCGUAAAGCUAAUUACGUGCUUUAUUUAAAAUACUUGUAAAACACUGAUAAUCAUUAUCCAUAGUGUAUCACAGUAUUAUGCAAUUUUAAUUAUCUCCAAUAUCCAUUACUGCAUGUUUAAAAUGUUGCGUACUAUCAGUAAAUUUGUACCGAAACAGGCGGCGAGAUAUUCAACAGCACCUGUUCCCAACAGCAACCCAGAUAUUCUCUAUACUGGUUUAUUUAUAAACAAUGAAUGGGUGAAGUCAUCAGAUGGCAAAACUUUUAAAACAGAAAAUCCUGCUACCGGUGAGGUGAUUGCAGAAGUCCAACAAGCUGGCAAAGUUGAUAUAGAUAGAGCUGUGCAAGCAGCUAAGGAUGCCUUCAAAUUUGGAUCACCAUGGCGAACAAUGGAUGCUUCGCAACGUGGUGUUCUAAUCAACAGACUAGCUGAUCUAAUUGAGAGAGACAGAAAUUAUUUAUCGAGUUUGGAGGCCUUGGACAACGGCAAACCAUAUAAAGCUGCGUAUUACGGUGAUGUGGCUGCAGUAAUAAAGAACCUACGCUACUACGCCGGCUGGGCGGACAAGAAUCACGGUCAAGUGCUGCCUACUGAUGGAAAAUACUUGGCUUAUACGCGCCACGAGCCAGUCGGUGUAUGCGGUCAGAUAAUACCGUGGAACUUCCCGUUGUUGAUGGCGUCGUGGAAGCUCGGGCCCGCGCUCGCCACCGGCAACGCCGUCGUCAUGAAGCCCGCGGAGCAGACGCCCCUCACCGCGCUGUACAUCGCGCAACUUGUCAAGGAAGCCGGUUUCCCUCCGGGCGUGGUGAACAUGCUACCAGGAUACGGAGACGCGGGCGCCGCUCUGGUGGAACACCCAGAUGUUGACAAAAUAGCAUUCACAGGUUCGACAGAAAUUGGCAAGUUGAUUCAACGUGGUGCAGCUAACACUUUGAAGCGUAUAACAUUAGAGUUGGGCGGCAAAUCACCUAACAUUAUAUUCGGGGACGUGGAUCUAGAGAAAGCCGUGGAAGCGGCACACUUCGCACUCUUCUACAAUAUGGGCCAGUGCUGUACCGCUGGAUCUCGUACGUUCGUGGAGGCGUCUAUAUACGAUAAGUUCGUAGAGCUAUCGGCGGAACGUGCACGAGCACGAGUAGUUGGCGAUCCGUUCAGGCCCGACGUAGAACAAGGGCCACAGAUCGACGCGGAGCAACACAAGAAGAUCCUCGAUUUGAUAGAGGAGGGUAAACAAGAGGGCGCCAAGCUAGUGGCGGGCGGCGGACGAGUCGGCGACCGCGGGUACUUCGUGCAGCCCACCGUCUUCAGCGAUGUCAAGGACGAUAUGAAUAUAGCUAAAACAGAGAUAUUUGGUCCGGUGCAGCAGAUUAUGAAGUUUUCAUCGAUAGAGGAAGUGAUUCAACGUGCCAACGACACUCAAUACGGUUUGGCCGCAGCGAUCUUCUCCAACGACCUAGAUAAAGUCAAUUAUCUAGUGCAGGCUAUCCGCGCGGGCACUGUGUGGGUGAAUGAUUAUCAUGUGUUCGGUAAUCAAGUACCGUUCGGUGGCUUCAAGCAAUCCGGUAUCGGCCGCGAGAACGGACCGUACGGACUCAACAACUAUACAGAAGUCAAAGCAGUCGUCGUUAAACUAACCGAUAAGAGCUCAUAAGGAACUAUACAAACGGCCCUAUACAAACCGAAGUACAGUCAGCAUAUAACUGUCGAAUUUAUCAAAUCUAUUUUUAUAAUGCUAUU
Molecule: messenger RNA, 1750 nt
Organism: Diatraea saccharalis (sugarcane borer)
Lineage: Eukaryota; Metazoa; Arthropoda; Insecta; Lepidoptera; Crambidae
Source: the annotation of a GenBank genome assembly